This is a messenger RNA of Conger conger (European conger), 1285 nucleotides long. It is a transcript of the gene mrpl12, whose product is annotated as mitochondrial ribosomal protein L12. Gene Ontology annotation, biological process: translation; mitochondrial transcription. The record is from RefSeq and is a predicted model, not a curated record. NCBI's taxonomy places the organism in Eukaryota, Metazoa, Chordata, Actinopteri, Anguilliformes, Congridae. The transcript has 5 exons. Gene Ontology annotation, cellular component: mitochondrial large ribosomal subunit; ribosome. Gene Ontology annotation, molecular function: structural constituent of ribosome. Bases 148 to 729 code for a protein of 193 amino acids.
GGGUGCGCGUUGCAUUGUGGGUAGGUCAGAGAGAAAAGUGGAGAACGGCAUGUGCCGCGUGAGUGUCAGACUAAUAGACUGAUAGGGAGGUAAAAACGGACCCGGGAACCCAGAACCAAGAAAUAUUGCAUACCCGAAAUUACAGACAUGUACUGCACCCGACACUGCAUUCGGACCGUGCUACGCAUCGCAGCACAGACGCAACGGCGGGCCACGAGGACCCCCUUGCUGUGCGGUCUGAGAGCGUUGAAGACCAGCUCCGCCUGCCUGUCCGAUGCAAUCGCUGCCCCCCAGUUUGACGGAGCACCAAAGAGCUACUCCCCCAAAAUCCAGCAGCUGGUCAACGACAUCGCCGGCCUCACGCUGCUGGAGGUGUCUGACCUCAACGAGCUGCUGAAGAAAACCCUGAAUAUCCAGGAUGUGGGUGUGAUGCCCAUGGGAGCCGUGGCAGCAGCGGCCGCACCUGCAGCCCCGGCCGCAGAGGCAGAGGAAGUCCCGGUGAAGAAGGCGCAGACCCACUUCACAGUGAAGCUGACAGAGCUGAACCCCACAGAUAAAGUCAAACUCAUCAAGGAAGUGAAGAACUGCAUACAGGGCCUCAACCUCGUACAGGCGAAGAAGCUGGUGGAGGCCCUGCCACAGGAGAUCCGGGCGAACGUGUCCAAAGACGAGGCGGAGAAGCUGAAGGCCGCGUUAGAGGCAGCAGGGGGCACUGUGGUGCUGGAGUGAACCCCGCCCUCAUGCCCUUCGUCCAAUUAUAUCCUCUUGUCUUUUUUUUUGUUUUUUUCCCCUGCAUCAUUUUUUUUAUACACAGUGGAAUAUGUCACGUAAUUGGAAGAAAAUUGUCCUGUAGUGCCACUAUAUCAAGAGGGCUCUGAGUGGAAGGAACGGGGCAGGGGGCGGGCUCUCGACCUCAGACUGAACUCGCAUUGGCGUAGAGCCUGACCGGCCCGUCACUGUAGCUCCGCCCAUCUAUCUGUCACCAUGUUUAAGAGCUGCGGUCGCCCGGCUCGAAGCGCGGCCGGCUGAUUGGCUGUCUGUCCUGUCUGUCAGUUUCUCUGUCUCAGUCCGGUUAUGAGGGAGACGGUUACGGCUACCUUUGCCUGUGGUGAAAUAAACAUUUGACUCCAGGAAGAGCUCAAACAUUACCUGAAAAUGGAAGGGGGGUCAUUGUCCUAUCAUGUCAUGUAAUGCUUCAUCAAGGAGAAGGCUUCCACUUUUCGUGGGAGAAAGAUUCAUUGCAUUUAGGAAAAUAAAAUAAAAAAUGCCACGAUUGUUGAAGAAA